Messenger RNA from Portunus trituberculatus (swimming crab), 848 nucleotides. RefSeq lists its product as uncharacterized. The record is from RefSeq and is a predicted model, not a curated record. Lineage: Eukaryota; Metazoa; Arthropoda; Malacostraca; Decapoda; Portunidae. Bases 1 to 579 code for a protein of 192 amino acids. The transcript is spliced from 3 exons.
AUGGCUAUGGGAAGGGAAGAGUGGAGCAAUGUUGCUCAGGUCGUGAUCACUUGCUAUGAACCUUAUAAAUAUCUGGAGGAAAGAGACAAGGACACGAAGCUCAGACAGUCUAUAUCACCAGUUCAACGCUUGUCACUUACACUUCGAUAUUUGGCCACAGGAGAAUCUCGGCGGUCUCUGGAAUUCCAGUAUAGGAUAAGCCACAGUCUGAUCUCCAGCAUUAUACCUGAAGUGUGUGAUGCCAUGUAUGCAGUCCUAAAGGAUACCUACUUGAAACUUCCCACAUCUUCAAGUGAAAGGCAAAAGGUCGCACGCGGCUUCAACACUUUAUGGAACUUCCCUAACUGUCUAGGAGCUCUUGAUGGAAAGAGGUUCCUUGUGAUAAAGCCAUCAAACUCUGGAUCGGAGUACUUCGAUUACAAGUCUCAUCACAGUGUUAUUUUGUUAGCUCUAGUUGGUGCAAAGUACAAUUUUUUGUAUGUUGAUGUUGGUGCUCAGGGACGUGCAGGUGAUGCAGGUGUGUGGGACAAAUAUAAUCUUAAAAAGUACUUGGAAGAAAAAAAAAACUUGAGGUACUAGGUGAAACAUCACUGCCUUACUCAGAUAUACAGUCACCUUAUGUGAUUGUUGGUGACGAUGCAUUUCCGCUAAAAAACGUAUCUAAUGAAGCCUUACCCAGGCAAAGACCUUACUGCUGACCAAAGGAUUUUUAAUUAUAGGUUGUCUCGUGCGAGGCGUGUCUCAGAGAGUGCUUUUGGUAUACUAGCAGCAAAGUUUUGUGUCUUCCAACAGCCUAUAAAGUCUAAGCCAGAAUAUGUCAAUAUCGAUAAUAUUUGCAGCUAUUGCUC